Molecule: messenger RNA, 1533 nt
Organism: Diceros bicornis minor
Lineage: Eukaryota; Metazoa; Chordata; Mammalia; Perissodactyla; Rhinocerotidae
Gene: PYCR2
Product: pyrroline-5-carboxylate reductase 2
Exons: 7
Coding region: 72-1034 (320 amino acids)
Biological process (GO): L-proline biosynthetic process
Molecular function (GO): pyrroline-5-carboxylate reductase activity
Source: RefSeq, a predicted model, not a curated record
GCCUUCCCCCGGGGCGCCCCCGGCCGCGCCGAGCGGGUUCCUGCGGCCGCCGGAACACGCGGAGCCGGGCCAUGAGCGUGGGCUUCAUCGGCGCCGGCCAGCUGGCCUGUGCCCUGGCGCGGGGCUUCACGGCCGCGGGCAUCCUCUCGGCUCGCAAGAUCAUAGCCAGCUCCCCGGAACUGGACCUGCCCACGGUGUCCGCGCUCAGGAAGAUGGGUGUGAACCUGACCCGGAGCAACAAGGAGACAGUGAGGCACAGCGACGUGCUGUUCCUGGCCGUGAAGCCGCACAUCAUCCCCUUCAUCCUGGACGAGAUCGGGGCCGACGUCCAGGCCAGGCACAUCGUGGUCUCCUGUGCGGCCGGUGUCACCAUCAGCUCUGUGGAGAAGAAGCUGAUGGCGUUCCAGCCGGCCCCCAAGGUGAUUCGCUGCAUGACCAACACGCCCGUGGUGGUGCGGGAGGGCGCCACGGUGUACGCCACGGGCACCCACGCCCUGGUGGAGGAUGGGCGGCUGCUGGAGCAGCUCAUGAGCAGCGUGGGCUUCUGCACUGAGGUGGAGGAAGACCUGAUCGACGCCGUCACGGGGCUCAGCGGCAGCGGGCCUGCCUACGCCUUCAUGGCCCUGGACGCGUUGGCCGACGGUGGGGUGAAGAUGGGCCUGCCGCGGCGCCUGGCGGUCCGACUGGGGGCCCAGGCCUUGCUGGGGGCUGCCAAGAUGCUGCUGGACUCGGAGCAGCAUCCAGGCCAGCUCAAAGACAACGUCUGCUCCCCCGGGGGGGCCACCAUCCACGCCCUGCACUUCCUAGAGAGUGGGGGCUUCCGCUCCCUGCUCAUCAACGCGGUGGAGGCCUCCUGCGUCCGCACACGAGAGCUGCAGUCCAUGGCUGACCAGGAAAAGAUCUCCCCAGCCGCCCUCAAGAAGACCCUCCUGGACAGAGUGAAGCUGGAGUCCCCCACAGUGUCCACACUGACCCCCUCCGGCUCAGGGACGCUCCUCACAAGAAACCCGGCCCCGGGAGGCAAGAAGGACUAAGGCAGCCUCUGCCCUCGUCUGUGACCAGAGCCCUUGACUGAGGGGCCGUGCAGGGAGAGGGCAGGCUCUGAUUUUCAGUUUUCAGAUCCUUGUUGUAAAACCUCCUUAAAUCUGUUCAGACCAGGCAGCACUAGAGUCCCUCCUGUCCCGUGCUGGAAGACGCUCUGAAGGGGUGGUCGAUGCUGGAAGCCAGGUGCAGCCUGCACACCUCCCACUGUUGCAGGAGAGAGAGGCUCGGUGGGAAGGUCCCCCAGAGGACCAAGUGGAGCCCAGGCAGGGUCAGCUGAUGCCAAGUGAGGGAGGUGAGAGGUACAAAACAUGACAAGGGCUUUUUCCUUUCAGUUGAAAGUGAGCAACUUAGAAUUGUCAUAAUUAAUCAGAAAUGCACGAAAUGAGACUAUGCUUAUUUUUAACUCUUCCUAGGUGUACCACUGAAAAAGUGCUCUUCAGUGCUGCUAAGUGUAGCUACUUUAAUAAAGUUUUAUUUUUUAUUACCCUG